AUGAAAAAUAGUUCUGUCAGGACUUUGGUGCUGGACGACUGUGGGUUAACGAGUGAGGCGUUGAAAGAAUGGGUCGUCUUCUUCCAAUCCGGCACCAAUACGACACUGCGUCAUCUCAGUCUGGCAGGUAACCAGAUCGGUGACGAUGGAGCUGAAGCUCUCGGGGCAAUGCUACAAGCGGCUACGACGCAGAAUAUGCACUUCGAUCUGCGCGGCAAUAAUCUCUCGACGCAGGGACUACACAUUCUGUCAGAUGCCAUGAAGAAUGCUUGUCCCACCUCAGUCACUACUGUCCAGGUGGCAGACAACCAGGAUGACGACGAACCUGAGGCCGAAAUGUACAGGUCGAGGCUGGAUUUCUAUCUGCGCAAGAACAAGGCUGCAAUCGAGAGAGAAACGCUUCGCGAGACCAUUAAAAAGAUUGAACUGUCAUCAUUGGAGCUGGUGGCCUGUCAUUUCAAGCACAUUGUGUUGACGAUUGCCGAGGCGGAUUCUCUCGGUGCUGCCCUGCAGAGCAAUCACUCUGUCGUGAAAUUGAGACUAGAAGAUAACGCGCUACCCGAAGAAGGCGCUCGACGUAUUCUACGUGCACUUCGCACUAAUCGCAGUGUACGCACGUUGGCUUUGGUCGACAACAAUAUAGGCGACGGUGGAUUUCGUGAACUGAGUGAACUCCUUCGAGUAUCGACUUCAGGUCUUAGAGCUGUUAUCAUUGCCAAUCCAACACAAUUAACCCCUAAAAAUGGGUUAAACGUCAUCGGUCCACGCACAGGAAGUGAUCUUCAUUACACCUUCGCUCACUACGCUCUACUGACGUCACUGUCGCUUGCAAAUUGUGGCCUGGACGACCUCAUGGUGAGUGUCUUGGUCUCUGGUAUCGCCUGGGGUGGGCGUAUCGAAGCUCUUGAUCUGCAGCGCAACAGCUUCGGUGACCGCAGUGUUCACGUUCUGGCUCGCAUGCUGCAACGCUGCCUGUGUUUGUACCGGCUAGAUCUGCUUCGUAUGCUGCUGCUGGGUCGCUUUCUUAGCUGCGAGCAGCACACGAUGGAUCAAAUUAUCGAUGCAGCAGAGCAAAGUCGCACGCUCGUUCAGUUGGAGCUGAUAACGACGCACCGUCGUUCGAGUACAAGCGAGUGCAUUGCUAGUCUCAACACGCGCCUGCGUGCAGCUCGCGGUGUUGACUUCGAACAAGGGAAGCAACAGCGUAAAGAACAGGUGAAGAAGCAUGAAAAGUGGUGCCGUCAACGCGCACUUGUGCACCAAGAGGCAGUAACAUUGGUCCGUCAACUUGCACGACACACGAUGGAAUAG
Molecule: messenger RNA, 1311 nt
Organism: Phytophthora infestans T30-4
Lineage: Eukaryota; Oomycota; Peronosporomycetes; Peronosporales; Peronosporaceae
Exons: 2
Coding region: 1-1311 (436 amino acids)
Biological process (GO): nucleocytoplasmic transport; activation of GTPase activity
Cellular component (GO): nucleus; cytosol; perinuclear region of cytoplasm
Molecular function (GO): small GTPase binding; GTPase activator activity
Source: RefSeq, a predicted model, not a curated record